This is a messenger RNA of Cryphonectria parasitica EP155, 1447 nucleotides long. It is a transcript of the gene RPT-1, whose product is annotated as nucleotide binding/reproduction. The record is from RefSeq and is a predicted model, not a curated record. Gene Ontology annotation, cellular component: proteasome regulatory particle, base subcomplex. Gene Ontology annotation, biological process: proteasome-mediated ubiquitin-dependent protein catabolic process. The coding region runs from base 128 to 1447 and encodes 439 amino acids. The transcript has 4 exons. Gene Ontology annotation, molecular function: ATP binding; proteasome-activating activity; ATP hydrolysis activity. Lineage: Eukaryota; Fungi; Ascomycota; Sordariomycetes; Diaporthales; Cryphonectriaceae.
CUCGCAACCCCAAGGCCUCCCUCAUUCCACUAUUGUCUUCUCGAACUGCAACUUCCCCUCACCCCCUCAAAACCAUCUUUUUCACAGCCCACCUCGGGGCCGUUGAGGAUCCCCGACCUCAGUCAACAUGCCUUCUGCCACAGGUUCCAGCUGGGAGAAGUACCAAAAGAAUUACGCGGACGAUGAGAUAGAAGAGAAAAAGAUUACUCCCCUUACCGAUGAGGAUAUCCAGGUCCUCAAGACCUACGGCGCUGCGCCGUAUGGUGCCGCCAUCAAGAAACUGGAGCAACAAAUAAAAGAGCGGCAACAAAGCGUGGACGAGAAGAUCGGAGUCAAAGAAUCAGAUACUGGUCUUGCACCACCACACCUCUGGGACGUACCAGCCGAUCGCCAACGAAUGUCGGAAGAGCAACCGCUUCAAGUAGCGCGGUGCACGAAGAUCAUUCCGGACGAGAAGGAUGACUCCAAGAGCAAGUACGUGAUCAAUGUCAAGCAGAUCGCCAAGUUCGUUGUACAGCUUGGCGAGCGCGUGUCCCCCACCGACAUUGAAGAGGGCAUGCGCGUUGGCGUCGACCGCAACAAGUACCAGAUCAUGCUCCCCCUGCCGCCCAAGAUCGACGCCUCGGUAACGAUGAUGACGGUCGAGGAGAAGCCAGAUGUCACCUAUGGUGAUGUGGGCGGUUGCAAAGAGCAGGUCGAGAAGUUGCGUGAGGUCGUCGAGAUGCCCCUUCUCUCUCCAGAGCGCUUCGUCAGUCUCGGAAUCGACCCGCCCAAGGGAGCGCUGCUGUACGGACCUCCCGGUACCGGCAAGACGCUCUGUGCUCGUGCCGUUGCCAAUCGGACGGAUGCUACGUUCAUUCGUGUCAUCGGUUCCGAGCUGGUGCAGAAGUACGUUGGUGAAGGUGCACGCAUGGUACGUGAGCUCUUCGAGAUGGCACGUACCAAGAAGGCCUGCAUCAUCUUCUUCGAUGAAAUCGACGCUAUCGGUGGCGCGCGUUUCGACGACGGUGCCGGUGGUGACAACGAGGUGCAGCGGACAAUGCUGGAGCUCAUCACCCAGCUGGACGGCUUCGACGCCAGAGGCAAUAUCAAGGUCAUGUUUGCAACCAACAGACCGUCUACGCUCGACCCAGCGCUGAUGCGUCCUGGACGUAUCGAUCGUAAGAUCGAAUUCUCGCUUCCGGAUCUCGACGGCCGUGCCAAUAUUCUGCGCAUCCACGCCAAGAGCAUGUCAGUCGAGCGGGAUAUCCGGUGGGAGCUCAUCUCCCGACUGUGCCCGAACGCCACAGGUGCCGAGCUGCGCAGUGUGUGCACGGAGGCUGGUAUGUUCGCCAUCCGCGCGAGAAGGAAGGUGGCAACGGAGAAGGACUUCCUGAGUGCGGUGGAGAAGGUCAUCAAGGGGAACCUCAAGUUCAAUUCGACUGCUUCGUACAUGCAGUAUAACUAG